CAACUGUCACACACCAGCCAGCAUGAGCCAGCCUCUCUCUGGAGUUUCAUGUGACCUCCAACAGUCACAGUCGCGUCAUGAGCCAGCCUCUCCCUGAAGCAGCAUGUGACAUCCUGGUAGCCAGCGUGUGGGAGAGAGUUCCCAUUCACCAUGCGAUAACUCUGUAGCUCUACUCCACUGUCACCAAUGAUGCUGUGGCUGCAUGUAUAUAAUGGCAGUAUUUACAAAGAAACCGUAACUGUUCUCACUAGAAGUGGGGUAUCACACCUCCAGCAGCCUCUCACCUCCCACUGUGUCCCUCCAGCAACCUCUCACCUUCCACUGUGUCCCUCCAGCAGCCUCUCACCUCCCCAUGUCCCUUCAGCAGCCUAUCACCUCCCACCAUGUCCCUUCAGCAGCCUAUCACCUCCCACCAUGUCCCUUCAGCAGCCUAUCACCUCCCACCAUGUCCCUUCAGCAGCCUCUCACCUCCCACCUUGUCCCUUCAGCAGCCUAUCACCUCCCACCUUGUCCCUUCAGCAGCCUAUCACCUCCCACCUUGUCCCUUCAGCAGCCUCUCACCUCCCGCAGUGUCCCUCCAGCAGCUUCUCAUCUCCCCAUGUCCCUUCAGCAGCCAAUCACUGUGUCCCUUCAGCAGCCUCUCACUUCCUAACGUGUCCCUCCAGCAGCCUCUACCUCUCCCUGUGUCCCUCUGGCAGCCUCUCACCUCCCCCUGUGUCCCUCCAGCAGCAUCUCAUCUCCCUGUGUCCCUCCAGCAGCUUCUCAUCUCCCUGUGUCCCUCCAGCAGCUUCUCACCUGCCCCUGUGUCCCUCCAGCAGCCUCUCACCUGCCCCUGUGUCCCUCCAGCAGCCUCUCACCUGCCCCUGUGUCCCUCCAGCAGCCUCUCACCUCCCAUGUCCCUCCAGCAGCCUCUCACCUUCCCCUGUGUCCCUCCAGCAGCCUCUCACCUUCCCCUGUGUCCCUCCAGCAUCUUCUCACCUUCCCCUGUGUCCCUCCAGCAGCCUCUCACUUCCCCAUGUCCCUUCAGCAGCCUCUCACCUCCCCAUGUCCCUUCAGCAGCCUAUCACCUCCCACCAUGUCCCUUCAGCAGCCUAUCACCUCCCACCAUGUCCCUUCAGCAGCCUCUCACCUCCCGCAGUGUCCCUCCAGCAGCUUCUCAUCUCCCCAUGUCCCUUCAGCAGCUUCUCAUCUCCCCAUGUCCCUUCAGCAGCCUAUCACCGUGUCCCUUCAGCAGCCUACCACUGUGUCCCUUCAGCAGCCUCUCACUUCCUAACGUGUCCCUCCAGCAGCCUCUACCUCUCCCUGUGUCCCUCUGGCAGCUUCUCAUCUCCCUGUGUCCCUCCAGCAGCUUCUCAUCUGUCACUGUGUCCCUCCAGCAGCCUCUCACCUCCCACCAUGUCCCUCCAGCAGCCUCUCACCUCCCGCAGUGUCCCUCCAGCAGCCUCUCACCUUCCCCUGUGUCCCUCCAGCAGCCUCUCACCUCCCACCAUGUCCCUUCAGCAGCCUCUCACCUCCCCCUGUGUCCCUCCAGCAGCCUCUCACCUUCCCCUGUGUCCCUCCAGCAGCCUAUCACCUCCCACCAUGUCCCUUCAGCAGCCUCUCACCUCCCCCUGUGUCCCUCCAGCAGCCUCUCACCUUCCCCUGUGUCCCUCCAGCAGCCUCUCACCUUCCCCUGUGUCCCUCCAGCAGCCUCUCACCUUCCCCUGUGUCCCUCCAGCAGCCUUUCGCCUCCCCAUGUCCCUCCAGCAGCUUCAAACCUCCCUGUCAGGUCUGGGUUGGUGUCUGUUCCCGGAAGGGGCACUAGUUAGUCAGUGAUGGUGCGGUGGAGGAAACGAGGAGGCUGUAAUAAGUUCCUUCACAUGUGCGCAAAUGGUAUUUAUUGAAGCACACAGAAAUAUAACUAUCACUGGAGCAAUAGCAAAUACAACUGUACUUCAGCGUGGAGGCUGACUGAGUCUUUGGAAAAGCAGUCACAUGCAAUAGGUCGGUUUGGGAAGCAAUAACAACUGGAAGUAAAUGAUGAUCGGCCUGGAAACCGAUGAUAACUUAAACAGAACUUUACACAGAUACUUGGCAAUAUAAAUGAUCGGCCUGGAAACCGAUGGCAAUUGGAAACCGUACUUUGCAGGAGAUGGGAAGUUGUACAGCUCUGACGAGGAGAAGCUGGAAGGGAAGAGCUCGGAUCCAGGCUGUAGUGACCGGGAUGAAGAAGAGAGCACUGGAGAUAGCUCUGAUGAGAAUCUCUUGGAUCACGGCCACAGCCCGAACAGGCCCAGGGUGAAGGGAAAGAGUGGCUCUCAGGAGCAGGUGAGGGAUGGGGCGGGCACGCCAGGGAAAAGCCGGAGACGUAGGACAGCAUUCACCAGUGAGCAGUUACUGGAGCUGGAGAAAGAGUUUCAUUGUAAGAAGUACCUGUCUCUCACCGAGAGGUCCCAGAUUGCUCACAGCCUAAAACUCAGUGAAGUACAGGUGAAAAUCUGGUUUCAGAACCGCAGAGCCAAAUGGAAACGCAUCAAGGCAGGGAAUAUCAGCAGCCGCGCAGGGGAGCCUGUCCGCAACCCGAAAAUUGUGGUGCCCAUCCCAGUGCAUGUCAACCGCUUCACCGUCAGGACACAACAGGUGGAUGGAGCUCGACCAUAGAUGAAGGAGUAGAAGUAGGUUGAUAAGACUCUAAUGGUCAGAGGUGAAAGACAAGAAGAACUGAGAACUUAUGAAUGGACCUUGGAGUCCCCACAUUGCGGACAGUCUGAUGUGAAGGGUGAAGCAUGAACUGUGGCAGAGUGGACAGUAGUGUGAGAUUGGGAAACGCAGGAUGUGAUGUUACUGGUUGUACAGUCUUCAUGUAGGAAUAAUUCUGAGGACACGGACACAUAUCUCUGUCCUGUAAUGUGAUCAUCUGCAACUGGUGUCUGUGUU
Pseudophryne corroboree (corroboree frog) is the source of this 2916-nucleotide messenger RNA. RefSeq names its product homeobox protein CHOX-7-like. The transcript has 2 exons. The record is from RefSeq and is a predicted model, not a curated record. Lineage: Eukaryota; Metazoa; Chordata; Amphibia; Anura; Myobatrachidae. Gene Ontology annotation, molecular function: RNA polymerase II transcription regulatory region sequence-specific DNA binding; DNA-binding transcription factor activity, RNA polymerase II-specific. Gene Ontology annotation, cellular component: nucleus. Bases 2083 to 2640 code for a protein of 185 amino acids. Gene Ontology annotation, biological process: regulation of transcription by RNA polymerase II; regulation of nervous system development.